Cygnus olor (mute swan) is the source of this 638-nucleotide messenger RNA. Its product is annotated as claw keratin-like. Bases 65 to 499 code for a protein of 144 amino acids. The record is from RefSeq and is a predicted model, not a curated record. NCBI's taxonomy places the organism in Eukaryota, Metazoa, Chordata, Aves, Anseriformes, Anatidae. Gene Ontology annotation, cellular component: intermediate filament. Gene Ontology annotation, molecular function: structural constituent of cytoskeleton. The transcript has 2 exons.
CCUCUAUCCUGCUUCCUCCACUUGUCUCUAAACAGAUCACCUGUACUCCUUGCCUGCGUGGAAGAUGUCCUGCUCCAGCCUGUGUGCCCCUGUGUGUGGGGUGGCUGCCCCGGCCCCAGUGGCUGACAGCUUCAACGAGCCCUGCGUGCGGCAGUGCCCCGACUCCACCGUGGUGAUCCAGCCCCCGGCCACGGUGCUCACCUUGCCUGGGCCCAUCCUCAGCUCCUUCCCACAGCAUGCCGUGGUCGGCUCGGCAGGAGUCCCGGGUGUGGCAGGGGGCUUCGGCGGCACUUUUGGAGGCCGUGGUGGCUUUGGGGGCUAUGGAGGCCUUGGUGGUUAUGGAGGCCUUGGAGGCUAUGGAGGCCUUGGUGGUUAUGGAGGCCUUGGAGGCUAUGGGGGCCUUGGAGGCUAUGGGGGCUAUGGAGCGUUUGGGAGCUGUGGGUAUGGCGGCUGGCGUCGGGGCCUCAGGUACCUCAGUGGCAGCUGUGGGCCCUGCUAAGCCCACUACUGGCUCAAGCCCCUGACGAAGGAGAGCUCCAGAGCUGCCCCGGAAUGUCAUGACAUGACACCAUCAGGAAGGCUCCCCUUUAUCAUCACUGGUCUCCAGAGCAUGGAGGCCUAAUGCCUUCAUGGGGCCC